This is a messenger RNA of Bradysia coprophila, 1842 nucleotides long. RefSeq lists its product as uncharacterized. The record is from RefSeq and is a predicted model, not a curated record. Lineage: Eukaryota; Metazoa; Arthropoda; Insecta; Diptera; Sciaridae.
GACAACGUCAAAAGUUACUGAAAAAAAAGAGAAAAAAAUUGCGGAGCUGGCAUUUGAUAUUGCCAACGCAAUCCUUCUUUUUUGAAAACUAACACAGUCGUGUAGUUUUAACAUUUUUUUGGUUUAAUUUUUCGUUUUCCAAUUCCUUAAAUUGAUGCUGGCUCAUUAUCAAAUGACAAAUAAAAGUGUUUCAAUUGUAAUGACUUGUGUUGUGAAUUAAGUUUAUUCCUGUUUUGUUUUUCGCGAUUGAAAAUUCCCGAUUUUGUUGUAUCUAGCUCGAGAGAUUGUUCGAUUUCGAUUUAUUCGUUUUUUUCUUACUUUUUUUUGUUAAAAUUAAUUUUAUAAUUCAUUCAUUUCGUCAAAAUGGAUUUGUUAGCUGCUGGUAACUUGUUGGUUCUAUGUCCAGUUAUUGCUGUUGUAGCUGGUGUUGUGCUCGUUUUUCUUUUCGGAUUCAAACAGCCCAGUCAGCCCAAGAAAUUUACGCCACCGUCUGACUCUACCAAGAAACCGAAGAAAAAGGAAACCAAGAAACCUGUAACAAGUGGCUCAGCUGAGAAAACUAGUUCACCGAAUGAACCGUCAAGAAAGGAACGUGCUACUGAGGUUGUAGCGAAAAAGUCUCCAACGAAAGAAGUGAACCAGAAAAAGACUCCAGCUCGUCAAGAAAAUGUUAAGACUCCGAACAAAUCAAAAUUGGCUGUGAAAUCUACGAAGAAAGACAAAGAGAAGGCAGAACCCGUGCAGAAGAAACCCGAUGACUUUGAUGACGGUAGUUGGUUCACCGUUCCAACGAAGGGCGAAAAGAAGCGACCCAAAUUGGAAGAGGUCACCAGCUCACCGAAACCGGAAAGCACUCGCGUUGAACAAUCGAUUGUUGAGAAGAAAAAUGCCAAAAACGCUAAGCAAUUGAAAGAUCAAGCGAAUAAAUCCAAGAAGGAAGCUGAAGAUGCAGCUGCAACCACCGCUGCCACCAAGGUAUUACAGGUGGAAAAAAUUAUUUCUGUAACUGAGACAGUACCGAAAACUAGGUCAACGGUUCUCAACGAGGAGGAUAAGCAAACCGCUGAAAUUAUCGAAAAAAUUCACGAAGCUAUUGCCGAUGUUGUCAUUGAACCGGUCGUCGUUCAAAAGCAAAUUGUCUCGAAAUCGAUUUCGAAGAAAAUUGUCGCUGAUCGAGAGGAAAAGGUCGACGAAAUCAAACCGGUGGAAACGAAUGUUGCAUUUGACGAACUUGCUGAUGCAUGGACAGAAGCUAAGCCGACGAAAAAGAACAAGAAGAAAGUUCGAAAGGAUUAAUGGUUAGUUUUCCAUUUCGUUAAAUUACUCGGACAUUUAUCUUUUAGGCGAAAAAAACCACUACCUUACUUCCACAACAAUUUUUUUUUUUUGUAACAGUUGAAUUUAAUUGAGGCAUGUAAAUGAGACGUAGACAAUUUUUUUUUGCAUUGAAAUUUUAAUUUAAAAAAAUUAGAAAACAAAUCGAGAAAUAAAAGUGACGUGAUAACGGGCCUUAAACAAAAAAAAAAGUAAAUAAAUUGAUGAUUAUGAAAGGGGAAAUAUUAAUAGGUGUACGAUGAUAUAAGUCUUUUCUUUGUGUAAUUAUAAUUAUAGUUUUAUAUAAAAGUAGUUAUUGAAACAGAUAUUUAAGAUACGAAAUGAAUUAUUAUGAAAAUAGGGAAUAAUUGACAUGAAAAUGAGAAGAAGACAAAAAAAAAACCACAAAACUUACGAAAAAAAAUCUAAUUUAAUUCAUAAAAAGUCUUACAUAUAUUUUGUUAUCCGCUGAUUCUUUUGUUUAAAAUUAAAUUACGAAAAAAAAAACAUUUUUUUUGCUCUGCAAAA